This is a messenger RNA of Daphnia magna, 2869 nucleotides long. RefSeq lists its product as uncharacterized. Bases 202 to 2811 code for a protein of 869 amino acids. The record is from RefSeq and is a predicted model, not a curated record. NCBI's taxonomy places the organism in Eukaryota, Metazoa, Arthropoda, Branchiopoda, Diplostraca, Daphniidae. The transcript is spliced from 10 exons. Gene Ontology annotation, molecular function: protein binding.
AGUUUGCAAACAAUUCAAAAGUCUCCCUCCCCCCAAGAACAAUCCAUGUUAGAUUUUCAUUCUCUCAAGAAGCCAUUUUCUUAUUUCAUCAGCAACAAACUUAAAGAUUGAGUUUCAUUGUUUAUGAAUAAGAGUUUCACUUGAAAAUCUGGGUUCCAAAGUAUUUGUGCAACUUUUUUUUGUACGCAGUGAAAACUGAAAAUGACAAGCUAUUCUGGAACUCAGUUACGUGUGCUGGUCUUAGCUUGUGUGUUUUGUUUGGCCACCAGCAUUUCCAUAGAAGAAAAAGUGCAACAAUUGACUGAGAAUUACGGUGAGCUGAAAAAAAGUUUCGAAUCCAGGGUCACUCAGUUGGAAACAAAGGUAUUUCAGCUGGAGACCAAAGUUGCACAACAAGAAUCCCUUAUUGCCUCCUUAAGGAUGGACAAUCCCAGUUCCAGAAUGGCAACUGAUCCAACCGAAAUUGACAAUAACGAAAGCCAAAUAUACUCUCGAACGUGCCAAGAAAUUUACGAUUACGAUAACUCUCAAAGUUCUGGCUUCUAUAUCAUCGAUCCCGAUGGCCAAGAUUUGAAUGGAGAGUCCGAAGAACCAUUUCAAGUUUACUGUGACAUGACAACAGAUUAUGCUGUAACGACAGCCGUUAUACACGACAGUGAAACGAAUAUCGAAGCAGAAAACUGUCUGGAUCCCGGAUGUUACAAAAGAGACAUCCACUAUUCAGCAAGUGACAAGCAAAUGGCAACUUUGGCAGAACUAUCCAAGGAAUGUCAUCAAUAUUUCAAAUACGAUUGCAUCGAAGCGCCAUUUGAAUACGAAGGGGUACAAGUGUCUUGGUGGGAUGACCGAUACGAUAACAAACAAUAUUUUUGGUCGGGAAAAGCCACUACUACCCACACAUGCGAUUGUGGUAUCACCGGCAGUUGCAUCGAAGCAAACAAGAAAUGCAAUUGCGAUUCUGGUAUUGCAGAUGUACGUACCGAUGAGGGCAUCAUCAGCGACAAGAAUAUUUUGCCCAUUAAACGACUUAACUUUGGUCGUACCCACGCCGGGUCUGGCCAACACACGCUGGGCAGAUUCGAGUGUACUGGAAAGAAAGUAGUUGAUGGAAAGCCGACAUCCUGCGCAGAUCUACGGAUAUUAGGACACACGUUAAGCGGAUUCUACUUGGUUAAAGGAACAAAUUCUGUCGAAAGCGUUUACUGUGAUUUCAGAAAACUUCAAGAAGAACAGGGAUUUCAGACAUCGAUAGGUAAAAUCGAUGUUCAAUCAACGCCUGUCUACUUUUACGUUCAGACAAACGACAUAUUCAAAGAAGUACUCACACCUAUAAUCUUCCAAGUAACACCGCUCAAUAUCGGAGGUGCCAUGAACGGAGAAACAGGAAUUUUUAUAGCCCCUGUAACUGGAACAUACUUCUUUUCCCUAUCCGGAGUCGGUUAUAUGAGUUAUUCUUAUAACGGCUACAUGCGCAUAUCGCUAACGAUGAACAACAAUCGAAUCGGAAGAGCGGAAGUACAUUUGUCAGAGAGUCCAGGCUAUAGUACUUUCGCUCUACAGUCGACGCUUUAUCUGCAAGAGGGAGACACGGUUUGGGUGCAGAUCGAAGAACGUAAUCCGGUUUAUUUAUACGACGAUGGAACCCGUUUGACCCAUUUUACUGGUUUGUUAUUACAGCAAGACGUCAUUAUUAAAAGGUGGCACAACAAGUGUGGAACGACCGCAACAACUGGGGACCGAUCAUUAACAAUGAAUUUGAAAGGAAACGUAACACAACUAAUGCUGGUCCUUUCUUUGGUACGGUAUAAAUUGCGAGUCUACAACGAAAAUAAACUCAUACUAUCCACGAUUUUGAAAAUGGCUCGCUUCUCAGCAUUCCGUUUCGUUGUCUUAUUGAUGACCUGGCAGACCUUUGCCACUUUUACUUUGGGAGAAAAACUACCUAAAGAGUUCGAUGACGCUAAAUCAAAAGAAACUUACGAAGUUCUAGUGCAGCAAAUAAACAAAAUAACGAAACCUUUGGCAGCAAAACUUGCGCUACUUGAAGCAAAGAUAACUGAACUAGAAGUCCAAGUUCAACGGCAAGAAUCGCUGAUUACGUCGAUGAAAAAUCAAGAGUCAACCAACAACCUGCCUGUUUCAGAGAAUUCUGAAACCAACAGCGCAUUAGUUCGAAACGCCGAUGCCGAUCUGAGACAGGGAACUCGAUUACCAACUUCAUGUUUAGACUUGAGAGUUAAUGGACACACUUCAAGCGGGCUGUAUUCCAUUAUGGGAUCGAAAUUCGUUGAAACUGUUUUCUGCGAUUUCUCAAAACAAUCCUUCGAAACAAGUUUCCAGAAAUGGAUCGGUUACGUUGAUGUAAAAACGGCCCCAGUCUAUUUCUAUGUAAAUAGAAAUAGUCAUCUGCCAACUGCGAACGUGUCGAUUACGUACGAAUCUGCAAGAGUGAACGUGGGAGGAGGAAUGAACGCAGCUACUGGAAAAUUCACGGCACCCCGAACGGGAAUUUAUUUCUUCUCCUUUUCCGCAGUGGCGGCCUUCCCCGCGUCCUCAACUUUACUCGAAUUCUCAGUAGGCCUUUAUUUGAAUGGUACUCUGAUUGGCGCGAGUUACGUCGAAGACGCUAACAUCGACAGUGUCAAUCACCAUGACUGCCCGUUUUCCCUCCAGUCGACGGUAUCAUUGAACAAGGGUGACCAAAUCUGGCUUCAAAUUCGACUUCUGUCAUCGCGAGUAUAUUUAGCUAAUGACUACACUUAUUUUACUGGUUGGCUGAUAGAAGAAGACCUUUCCCAGUCACUUUUGUAACUAGGAAGAAAUCCUUUGUGAACCUGCGUUAUGGAAAUACACUUAAAGAUGACCGCCA